Molecule: messenger RNA, 207 nt
Organism: Podospora pseudopauciseta
Lineage: Eukaryota; Fungi; Ascomycota; Sordariomycetes; Sordariales; Podosporaceae
Exons: 3
Coding region: 1-207 (68 amino acids)
Source: RefSeq, a predicted model, not a curated record
AUGGUUGCUUUGACGUUUGAGCAGCUCGAAGCUCGACUCGAAUUCAUCUGCUCUAUCGUUUCAUCGAUUUAUUGCAUCGUUUUCUCGACCCGCUUCAGGGGUAAACCGCCGCGAGGCUCCCAGAGAGACCUCUUCCACUCGAGAAGAGGCACAGAGUUGUCCAAGGCCUAUCCUGAUCAAGGCCAGCCACUGGUUCUUAUCCCAUAA